Phlebotomus argentipes is the source of this 1110-nucleotide messenger RNA. Its product is annotated as 15-hydroxyprostaglandin dehydrogenase [NAD(+)]-like. The coding region runs from base 27 to 797 and encodes 256 amino acids. The record is from RefSeq and is a predicted model, not a curated record. The transcript has 2 exons. Gene Ontology annotation, cellular component: cytoplasm. Gene Ontology annotation, molecular function: oxidoreductase activity, acting on the CH-OH group of donors, NAD or NADP as acceptor. NCBI's taxonomy places the organism in Eukaryota, Metazoa, Arthropoda, Insecta, Diptera, Psychodidae.
UACUUUUCAUUCGUAGUUCAAUAAUCAUGUCUUUUUCCAACAAGAGUGCUUUGAUCACAGGCGGAACUGGAGGAAUUGGUGCUGCAAUUUGUGAGGAUCUCCUGAAGAAUGGGAUCGAGAAUGUGGCUGUGCUCGAUAUGCAUUCAGAAGAACCCGCGAUAGUCAAUGAAUGGAGGAAGAAGUUCAGUAAUGCCAAGAUCAGAUAUUUCCAAGUGGACGUGAGUUCUCAUGAGCAGCUGGAAAAGUGCUACGCAGAGUUCGUGAAGGAAGUCAAGAGUCUGGACAUUGUGGUGAAUUGCGCGGGAAUUUUCAAUGAGAACAUCUACAGAAAGGUUGUGGAAGUGAAUCUUUGUGGCGUUAUUGGAUCAACUCUCAUCGCCAUUGAGCACAUGAGGAAGGACAAGGGAAAGGGAAGAGGUGGUGUGAUUGUCAAUAUCUCCUCAAUAGCUGGAGUCUGUCCGCUGAGUUAUAUGCCAACUUAUGGCGCAACGAAGCACGCUGUUGUCGUCUUCACGCGAUCUUUGGCUCAUGGACGUGACAAAAUGGGCAUCAAGUUUCUCACACUUUGUCCCGGAGGUACGGAAACUCCGCUCGUUGAUCAGACUUUCAAGGAACCCUUUUUCUUCGAGAUGAGCGAAGACGCUAUGAAAGCACUUUCAGCUUCGUAUGUUUUGCAAAGUGCCGACAAAGUAUCUGAAGCCUGUCUUGAGAUCAUGCGAGAAGCUGAGAGUGGCAGUGUUUGGAUUAUCCAGAAUGGAAAGUUACAAGAGCACAGCGGAACACCAAUUCGGAUCUAACUUAUAUAAAAAAGCACAAAUCCGCAUUUUGAGUUUUACAAAGAAGUUUUUCAAUUAAAACAACACAGAAGAAGAAUGCAACUUCUGGUGAAAAUCGAUUGAAAUGUAUCUUUCUUGCAUAUUGUUUUCUUUCAAUCUGAGAAAAUCCUUUUAGAAGACGAAAAGCCCCACACUGAGACUGCCUUUUCACUUUCAUUUCCAUAAUCUCUUAAGAUUGAGCACAAAUCCUUUCACAGCAUUUGUACAACACCCAAAUAUUUAUGCUCUCAAUUCGCUUCACUUUGAUAAAAGUUCUCAGAUAGCGCAUAACUUU